UGAGACGUUUGAUCGCGAUCACAAUGCCGCUCGUAAAAGCCGGCAAAUAUGAUUUUUAAGUUAUUAAUCUUCGUUGAUUCAAGCCAGACUAUAAAAAUGUCGGGAAUUGGCAUUCGUUUUGGCUAAAUAGCGUAUUUUGCGUGUACCUAAUCGCAAGACUGAGUGACGGACGUCACGCCGCGGGAAAUGCUGCCUGGUCGCUAGCGUGGUCACGGCCAUGGUCUUUUGACGCCAGUUUCAGUUUGAGGCCAUUACAUAACACUCGGGCGUAAAUUGAUCGUGACCAUCGCGUUUCAUGAUCGUAUUGUGAACGUGUGAAUUUUGACAGUUUACGGAGGCCGUUACUGAAGUGCAGUGAGUUUAUAGUGAUGUGAGGAUGUUUGUGUGUGGCCAUGUCGAGCGUGGCGAAGAAAGAUAAACCGACAAUGUCGGUAACUGCGUUGAUCAAUAGGGCGUGGCCAAUGACGCCUAGCCCACAGCAGCAGCAGCAGAUGGUGCCGUCUACACAGCAUUCGAAUUUCCUGCAGCCAAUGGCUACACCUUCAACCACACCCAAUGUUGAACUCGAUAUACAAUGGCUGAACAUAGAGUCAGGGUUUAUGUCGCCUAUGUCACCGCCCGAAAUGAAGCCAGAUACGGCGAUGCUCGACGGUUUCCGAGACGACUCGACGCCGCCCCCUCCCUUCAAGAAUUAUCCCCCUAACCAUCCCUUGAGCGGCUCAAAACAUCUAUGCUCCAUAUGUGGCGACAGAGCCUCGGGCAAACAUUACGGAGUAUACAGUUGUGAAGGCUGCAAAGGGUUCUUCAAGAGGACAGUCAGGAAGGAUCUCACAUACGCGUGCCGGGAGGACAAGAAUUGUAUAAUAGAUAAACGCCAGCGGAAUCGUUGCCAGUACUGCCGAUACCAGAAGUGUCUCGCUUGCGGCAUGAAGAGGGAGGCUGUGCAAGAGGAGAGACAGCGAGCCGCGAGGGGUACAGAAGACGCUCAUCCCAGCAGCUCUGUACAGGAGCUAUCGAUCGAGCGGCUGCUGGAAUUGGAGGCGUUAGUUGCGGAUUCAGCUGAGGAGUUACAGAUCCUACGCGUCGGUCCCGAAAGCGGCGUGCCGGCCAAGUACCGAGCUCCCGUUUCGAGUCUUUGUCAAAUAGGCAACAAACAGAUAGCCGCUCUCAUUGUUUGGGCGCGUGACAUUCCACACUUCGGGCAGCUAGAAAUCGACGAUCAGAUCCUUCUAAUCAAGGGCUCCUGGAACGAACUGCUGCUGUUCGCUAUCGCAUGGCGGUCUAUGGAGUUCCUCAAUGAUGAACGAGAGAACGUAGACUCGCGGAAUACGGCGCCGCCUCAACUCAUUUGUUUAAUGCCAGGCAUGACGCUGCACCGCAACUCCGCGCUGCAGGCCGGCGUGGGGCAGAUCUUCGACCGCGUGCUCUCCGAGCUGUCGCUCAAGAUGCGCUCCCUCCGCAUGGACCAGGCCGAGUACGUCGCGCUCAAGGCCAUCAUACUCCUCAAUCCUGACGUAAAAGGAUUGAAGAAUAAACAAGAAGUGGACGUUCUUCGAGAAAAGAUGUUCUUAUGCCUGGACGAGUACUGCCGGCGCUCGCGCGGCGGGGAGGAGGGUCGGUUCGCGGCGCUGCUGCUGCGGCUGCCGGCGCUGCGCUCCAUCUCGCUCAAGAGCUUCGAGCACCUCUACCUGUUCCACCUCGUGGCCGAGGGCAGCGUGAGCUCGUACAUCCGCGACGCGCUCUGCAACCACGCGCCGCCCAUCGACACCAACAUCAUGUAGGGGGACUUAUUCAACUUUUGAAUGUCGACAUGCCAACGUCAACAUGUAAAUUCUAUACAGCAACAGUAAAAAAAAAAAAACUUAUAAGCUAAUUUUUUAUGAUUUUGAUAUCGCACUUUUAGCAUAAUUAGAGAGAGACCCAUUUCGAAAUUUUUUGGAUUUCACCCCUUUUUUUUCCUACCUAAGUUGAGAGCCUUGAGAGGCUAUUUCAGCGUAACCUUAACUAGGUGAGCUCACGAGGCUCAAACCUGACGACGUUGCUAACACGAACCCUAGCAAGAGCCGUGCUUGGCAGAAUCUACCACCGGAUCGGAAACGUGACUCACUGAAAAGAUUUGGCGAGAAACGGAGUGGGCUGUGUCUAUGGGUUUAUUUACUCGUCGAGCCCUUCGUCGCAAGCGACGGGUUCGAUGAGAACGGUGACCGGUGCUUGAGGUACCUAAAAGCACCGUUAGUGGAUCGGGAGGAUCCGAAAUGACGUGUUUUGGGGCGACGUCGACUGCUUUCCAUUCUUUCCGCAGGAUCGGGAAUGUAGUUACCGACGGCCACGAUGAGAGGGUUCUCGUGUCCUGCCGCUUUAUCGAAGUGGAGAUCUUUUCAGCGAUUCUUAAUAAUCAAACGAUCAAAAGUAUCUUAUAAAGGGACAAACUUAUUCAUCGAUCUCUUUUACUCCGUUCCCUUCCUCUACGCAUUUUCGGUUUGAGAACUUUAUUAGAUCUCUUUGUAAAAUACACAUUUUUUGGGUUGGGUCUCUAUAAUUCUAAAGGAGCGAUAUAUUAUUUUCAAUUAAGUUUUGUCAAUUAAUUAUUGCUGGCAUUGUUUACGUCUAAGACAAACUUUUAUUUACAGAUUAUAGCAGUAUGACAUUCAAAAGAUAUAUAACUUGUAUUCGGUAAGCGAACCUCGUUUCGUCUGCCUAUAUGUAGCGAUGAUGUGCGAUAAUAUGUUUAUACGUACGAAUUGUGUACGUUAGUUAAUAUUGUAUUUGUGAUAAUGCCCCCCCCCCUUUCAUUUUGGAUGUAUGAAAAUUAAUAUACUGGACGAGUCGUUCGUAUUUAGAAUACGAUUGUUCCGAUCUAAGUUUCAUAUCGAGACAUUGAGGAAUCUUGGGAAGCAAUUGGCUAUAAAAAAAAAUUAAAUAAACUUACCGGACGUUAAUAACAUAAAGUGUUGAGAAAGUAUCGCUAGAUAAUGUAAACGGGGCCGCCUCUUUUAUUAUUAAACGCAAUUAUUAUUAUUAAUCUUUCAUUUAAACGAAAUCAUAUUAUUAGAAUGUAGAUUUCAAUAGAAGAUUAAUAUAAUUAAUUAGUAGAAUAUAGUGGAAUGAUGUUGUUAACAUUUACCAAAUCUUUCAUUGAAUUUUUACUUCUUAAUAACUUCUAUUAAUAUGAACACAAAGAAAAUUAGUAGGGAUUAAAGGUAAAUUGUUAUAUUUUCAUGUUUCUACACUUUUAAGAGUGCAUAGAUAGAUUUUGGUGCUCCCUCUGUUUGUAGACGUGCAUAUCACAUAUGCAAAUCCAGAAUUAAAAAAUAUCCAUAUUUUUCUCUACUAUCUAUUAAUCGUAUGAGUUAUAUGUAAAUACGUAUUUGCGUGUACAAUGUAAGGUUUUUUAUUAGAUGAGUAAUUUAUGAUUAGUUUUUAUUGUUAGUUCGCACUUAGAUGGGGGUACGGUUGAAUGGCCUAUGCAUGUAACAGAAACGACACUAUUAUGGCCAAUUUUUAUGUUUUUAACCAAACAUUUCGUCUCAAGAAAAAUUAAUGCUUCAGUAUUCAAAAUUAUUCUUUAAAAAUAAUACCAAAUGUUAUAUUUUAAAGAUUAGAAGAAGACCUUUUUAGUUAGUGUUGCUGGUGUUUAUUGUAGAUGUAGAACGUAGUGGAAAGCUCAAUUUUUUGAAGAAUUGUUAUUGUUGUGUACUGAGCGCGUUGGGAACUGUUUUCAUUACAUUUUGUUAGCAGUUGCUUCUGUUACGCCGGACCCAGGCAUGUGUGUGUAAAGUUUGAAGUGUGAAGAUGCCAAAAAAUAAACAAUAAUAGGCAAUUUUUGGUCUAGAUCUGUUGUUAUUUAACGUAUCACCAUUCAUUUCGUACACUGAGGGUCGCACUUGCAAAUAUUUCUACUGCAAGUCGUUCUUGUAGCAAAUUAGAGUACGCGUGGAACUAGUUGGCCGUGCCUUAGGUGGCGACAGGGGCGAGGGGACGGGUUGCCUACUGCUCAUAACGCACAUGAGACUGGACAGUGAUGACUGAAUAAAUAAAAAUGAAUAAAUGAAAUAAUAAAUAAAUAAAAAACAAUUGAACUUUUAGAAGUUUAUAUUAUACCUAUCUAAUUAUGUAUAUUGUAAUUAAUAGUAAAAUAAAUUAAUUAUAUGAAAUUCUUCUGACAUAUUUUAAUGAUGUAUGAAAUUAAAUUACAUAUUUAUUGAAAUUAUUGAAAAUAUUAAUUAUUUAUUGAAUUUAAAUAUUUUAAUGAUAUAUGAAAUUACUCUCACAUAUCCUCUGAAUCACUUGAUUCUGAACUCUCUGAACUUGAUUCAGAAUCAUUUUGUAAGUUUAUAAUGAUUUCGUCCAUCAUAGUAUCAAAUCUCAUAUUAGUAAUGACAGCAAGCGCCCCCGCCCCUCCGUCCCACCGCUCACAUACCUAAAGCGCGGCCAACUAGUUCCGCGCGCACAAUAACAAAAACACUUACAUUGGAUACACACGUCUGGUAACGGCCUUAGAAGGUGAGAGUUAAAUAUAUGACAUGAUAUUCUAUGGUUCAUUGGGGAUGUUGCAGCGGUUGUGAGAUGAUUUAUGAUAAUGUUCACUAAUAAUCUGAUUAUAUUUAAGUUAUAUUUUUUGUAUAGAAAUACAUAUAGCUUUAAGAUAUGAACGGUGAUUAAAAUAAUUACUAUCGCA
Molecule: messenger RNA, 4678 nt
Organism: Bombyx mori (domestic silkworm)
Lineage: Eukaryota; Metazoa; Arthropoda; Insecta; Lepidoptera; Bombycidae
Gene: USP
Product: RXR type hormone receptor
Exons: 10
Coding region: 393-1781 (462 amino acids)
Biological process (GO): regulation of DNA-templated transcription
Cellular component (GO): chromatin; nucleus
Molecular function (GO): nuclear steroid receptor activity; zinc ion binding; nuclear receptor activity
Source: RefSeq, a predicted model, not a curated record